AUGCCUCCGAAAUUCAAGCGGCACCUGAACGAUGAGGAGGUGACAGGCUCGGUGAAGAGCGAGCGGAGGAACCUGUUGGAGGAGGAUUCGGAUGAAGAGGAAGACUUUUUCUUGAGAGGGCCUUCUGGACCAAGAUUUGGACCCAGAAAUGACAAAAUCAGGCAUGUCCAGAACCAGGUGGAUGAAGUCAUUGACGUUAUGCAGGAGAACAUCACGAAGGUGAUUGAACGAGGCGAGCGGCUGGAUGACCUGCAGGAUAAAUCAGAAAGCCUAUCAGACAACGCCACAGCCUUCAGCAACAGAGCCAAGCAGCUGCGCAGACAGAUGUGGUGGCGAGGCUGCAAGAUGAAGGCAAUCAUAGCACUGGUGGCAGUCAUUGUCCUGCUUGUGAUCAUUGUACCCAUAGUCUUGAAGUACCACACCUGAUGGGGCAGCUGGAGGCUUUGGUGGAGCUGGCUCUGGGAUAACCAAACUGCUGUGUAAUUUAAGCAAGAUAUCUGUAUAUAGCUUUGAAGUUGUUUUGCUCCAAGAAGC
Molecule: messenger RNA, 534 nt
Organism: Indicator indicator
Lineage: Eukaryota; Metazoa; Chordata; Aves; Piciformes; Indicatoridae
Gene: VAMP4
Product: vesicle associated membrane protein 4
Exons: 7
Coding region: 1-426 (141 amino acids)
Biological process (GO): vesicle-mediated transport; Golgi ribbon formation
Cellular component (GO): membrane
Source: RefSeq, a predicted model, not a curated record